CUAAAUCUAGAUGGGAAGGAGGGUGUAUAAAUAUGAAGCGAGCACUCUGGCAACUGGAUAAAACACAGGAUUGUAGGUCUACAGCAAGGAAGCACAUAAGGACAUCUACGCCACAAGAUGGAAUCCAUGCAAAACAAAUCAAAGGACGGCCCUGACAGUGACUUGUCUGAGCAAAUUAAAGCAGCCACCAAAGACAGUCAUAUCAGAGCUGAAAACACACAACUGAUGCUCAACUACCAGAAAGGACAGAUCACACAAACACAGUAUAAGCUUCUGCUGUGUUCCCUGUAUGAGAUCUACCAAGCGCUUGAGGAAGAGCUGGACAGGAACUGUGAUCACCCUGGAGUCCAACCCAUCUACUUCCCUCAGGAGCUGGCCAGACUGGGAACUCUGGAGCAGGACCUUGAGCAUUUCCUUGGAUCUCACUGGAGGAAGAGAGUAACAGUGCCUGCGGCCACCCACAGAUACACCCAGAGACUGAGAGAGAUUGGUAAGAACAGCCCGAAUCUUCUAGUGGCUCAUGCUUACACUCGCUAUCUCGGUGACCUGUCAGGAGGGCAGGUACUGGGGAAAAUUACACAGAAAUCUUUGGGAUUGAGUGGCAACAAGGGAACAGAUUUUUUCUUGUUUCCUGGAGUGACGAGCCCCAACAAAUUCAAACAGUUAUAUCGGAGCAGAAUGAACAGCAUUGAGCUAACAGAGAAAGAGAGACAGGAUGUGCUGAAGGAGGCCACCAAAGCUUUUGAGUUCAACAUUGAGGUUUUUGAUGAUCUGCAGAAAAUGCUGAGCAUUACAGAAGAAGCUUUUAGUGUGAAAGGAAAUGACGUAGCAUCCAGCACUCAGUCAACAAAUUUCUCCAGCUCUCCUGUGCUUCAGUUUGCAUUAGGUGUUGGCAUUGCUAUAGCAACUGUUGGAAUGGGGGUUUAUGCUUUUUGAUCCUUUUUAUAUAUAUAUCAUUUCUGAAUCAUUCUAAUACCAUGAAUUUAAAUAAUAAGUUUAAGGUAAAAUCUACAGAUCUUCAUUAAACACCAAUCAUGGCUAUUACCAAAUAUGCACUCAGAUUCUAAUCAAGUGCAUUGAUUUCUUUCUCCCAGAGUAAGAACAUAAGUAUUAUGUAUAAAGAGUACUAAAAUAUGCAAUUGUGAAAUCUAAUAAACAUUGUGCACUUAAACUA
This is a messenger RNA of Xyrauchen texanus (razorback sucker), 1174 nucleotides long. Its product is annotated as heme oxygenase-like. The coding region runs from base 118 to 936 and encodes 272 amino acids. Gene Ontology annotation, biological process: heme catabolic process; response to oxidative stress; heme oxidation. Gene Ontology annotation, molecular function: heme binding; heme oxygenase (decyclizing) activity. The transcript is spliced from 7 exons. The record is from RefSeq and is a predicted model, not a curated record. Lineage: Eukaryota; Metazoa; Chordata; Actinopteri; Cypriniformes; Catostomidae.